CUCGCUCGGGGAAAUACCGUGGCUUCCCUGAUAAGUUUUCUGCAACACGUUUUUCUUCAUUUUUUUUUUUAAACUACGCCUGACUGAGACAUGGAGACAGCUGUGUACACGUCUGUUGUGAAGUAAAAGGAGGACAUCUAACGGUUGGUGUCCUACAUCUGAACAUCUACAUCUCAUCACUGUGAUUUAAACCAGGGACAAACCACACCACAGACUUCCAGACCUCAUUUACCAGCUUCCAGCCACUAUGUCCUAGCUAACAGCGACCCAGCCCCCUCCCCUAACCAUCCUGUCCCUCUCUCCAUCUCCCUCCCUUUCCCCAUCCCUCAUCUCCUAUCCUGAUGUGGUGAUUUCUGGUCGUAGCACCAGCGGCGCCCCUUCUGGCGUGAUGAGCAGCCUGCACCAGCAGCAUCAUGGCAGCUCAGGCUCAGAGCGAGACCUUCAAUCUGCUGCCUCCUCUGUUAGCCUCCCUUCAAUUAGAAAGACCCCCAAGAAGCGCCGUCUGUCCCUUCACUCGUUCUUUGGUCGGCGACGCCGGCCUGACCGCGACCCAAAGCGCAAGUCCAGGCCUCUGCAAGCUGGAGCUGGAGUGGACGCCACCGAAAGUGUCCAGCCAGAGACUUUGCAUGAUAAAACUUCUUCCCACUCCGCACUGGCUGCAGCAUCGACUUCCUCAGUGUCGGGUUCUUUAUCAGAGCUGCUGGAAUGUCCUCUGUGCCUACUGCGACAUACACGCGAGCGCUUCCCAGACAUCAUGACCUGUCACCACCGCUCGUGUGCAGAGUGCCUGCGGCAGUAUCUGCGCAUCGAGAUCUCAGAGUCUCGUGUCAACAUCUGCUGUCCUGAGUGCUCAGAGCGCUUCAAUCCCCACGACAUCCAGAUGAUCCUGGGGGACCGAGCCCUCAUGGAGAAGUAUGAGGAGUUCAUGCUGAGGAGAUGGCUGGUGUCUGAACCUGACUGCCGCUGGUGCCCCGCCCCUGACUGUGGUUAUGCAGUCAUUGCAUUUGGCUGUGCCAGCUGCCCAAAGAUCACCUGUGGGCGUGAGGGUUGUGGGACCGAGUUCUGCUACCACUGCAAACAGCUGUGGCAUCCCAACCAGACAUGUGACACGGCACGGCAACAAAGGGCCCAAACUUUCCGGCUGAGGAAUUUCAGGUCCUCCUCCCUCAGCUACAGUCAAGAGAGCGGAGCUGCAGGUGAUGACAUCAAGCCGUGCCCUCGUUGUGCUGCCUAUAUCAUCAAGAUGAAUGAUGGGAGCUGUAAUCACAUGACUUGUGCUGUCUGCGGCUGCGAGUUUUGCUGGCUCUGCAUGAAGGAGAUCUCUGACCUGCACUAUUUAAGUCCGUCAGGCUGCACCUUCUGGGGGAAGAAGCCCUGGAGCAGAAAGAAGAAGAUUCUGUGGCAGCUCGGCACAUUGGUGGGCGCGCCCGUGGGCAUUGCUCUCAUAGCUGGCAUCGCUAUCCCUGCAAUGAUCAUUGGCAUCCCGGUCUAUGUUGGCAGAAAGAUCCAUAAUCGCUAUGAAGGCAAGGACAUCUCUAAACACAAGAGGAACUUGGUAAUAGCUGGUGGUGUGACGCUGUCUGUGAUUGUGUCGCCUGUGGUCGCAGCUGUCACUGUUGGCAUCGGUGUCCCCAUCAUGCUGGCUUACGUCUACGGAGUUGUCCCCAUCUCACUGUGCCGGGGUGGAGGCUGUGGAGUGUCUGCUGGCAAUGGCAAAGGGGUGCGCAUCGAGUUUGAUGACGAAAAUGACAACAUAGGUAGUGGGGCAGCAGCCACAGACACAACCUCGGUGGCAGAGACUCGGCUCAACAAUCCCAGCCUCGGAGAUGGAGCGAGUGUCGGUGGCCUGACGGGCCUGAGCCUCAGUGUCAGCGGGAGCCACAUGGAGCGCUGCGGCAUGAGCUCCGCCCAGCGGGACAACAUGAGCGACAACGCCAGCACCACAGCCCUUGCUGGUACCAGCAUCACCGGCAGCCUCUCUGGAAGCUGCUACAACAGGAUGGAAGUGCAGGCUGAUGUCCAAAAGGAGCGAUGCAGUCUGAGCGGAGAAUCAGCCACCGUCAGUCUCGGGACUAUUAGUGACAAUGCGAGCACAAAAGCUAUGGCAGGAUCCAUCCUUAAUGCCUACAUGCCUUUGGAAAGAGACAAUAGUCUGGAAGUUCAGGCGGACAUGGAGUCCAAACCGGAGAAGAUGAGGCACUACAGUGCCAGCAGCAGCCUGGAUGAAGCCAGCUGUAGCAGUAGCACUGCCGGCCUUAAAGGUGCUAGCGGUGGUCCAUGCUCAUGCCCCUCCACUUGCUGCUGUGCUCAGCACGAUGACCACUGCUGCCCCCCGUCCCCCUGGUCAAAAGAACCCUCCACUUCAGGGGGAAAGAAGAGCAAAGGUAAGCUUUGGAAAAGAGCGAGCAGCAGCAGCAGCAGCAAAGGAGAAACCCAGAUUAACGAGACACGGGGAGAUAUGGAUGCCCAGCUCCUGGAGCAGCGCAGCACUAACUCCUCUGAGUUUGAGUCGCCAUCUCUGAGCGGCAGCCUGCCCUCAGUGGCCGACUCACACUAUAGCCACUUCUCCUCAGAGCUCAGCUGCUCCGACCCUGAAACGUCACGACCAGUGUAUCCAUCCUGCACCACACCCAUGGAAUCUCAUCGUCCAGCCGCCAUCUUCAAUGACGUCACCAUCACACCCAUGCCCGAGGUGGAGAACGACCGCCUGGAGCAUCAUCCACCUCAGAGUAGCCACGCAGCCUUCACCCACCGCCUGCUAUCGUCAUCACCACCUGCUUCGCCAAAAGAACGUAGAAGUAGUGGGACAUUUCUAUACAUCAACGAGGAGAGUGGAGGCGAUGUCGCAGACACGCCGGAGGAGAAAGAUGAGAAAAUUAAAGAGACCAGCAAAAACACUGCCGCACAGCCUGUAAGCCCAACGAGGAUUCGCUGUAUACAAACCGAUAUCUAAAAGAACUCUCCUGUUCUUCGGGUGUUGGUGGUGUUACCACUGCUAGCUCAGUUAGCCUUAUAACACACACACACACACACACACACACACACACACACACACACACACACACACACACACCCCCUUGGGAAGCUGCUCCCCCCCCCACAUCUUGCUGGUGGUCAAGUGUAAGUCUAAUUAUAUUUCUAUCUGCUGCAGAGGCAGGAAUAUUAUGCGAAUGUCAGGCUAUACAGUUGAGAGAGGGUUGACGUCCCAGUUGGAGAGAGAUUGGUGAAUAAAGUAAAGAGGGGCACAGUACAGUCUGAGCAGAUUGGUGGUUUCUGUUGUUCAGUGAAAGAACAAGCAGACGUGUGAAGCAGAUGUUUCAGCCUGUUGAAGCGUCAAUGGAGGCAGCAAGGCCUAUAGUAGGUAGAGGUCGAUGUAUAUGGACAGGUGUAAAGUAUGUUAUCAGGGUGCUGAGAUAACUGCAGAAGGCCCAUCCAGCUAUUAUGAUGAUCUGCAAAGUCUGCCCCCUGAAUGAUUUUCUGAAUCCAAGUUCGAAGCAGUUCUUACACCCUUUUCCUGAUCCUUGCAAAAAGCAGAACUGAUGAAGCUGGAUAGGGGCAAGUAAAAUGUCCGGUAUUCUUUUCAGUAGUAUAUUGAGCUGCUAUUUAAAAGCCUGACAUCUGGCAAAAAUCUGGUUUUCUUCUGGGUUUGCAUGAAUCAGGGAUGGAUGUGUCAUCACUGUGGUCCACCGCUGUGCCACCAGUUAAUUCUGUCACUUCUUAAAAUGGCAUGAGAAACACCACCGCUUAAGGAUUGUUGAACCUAAGAGGGGCCAGUCCAUACUGUAGCAAAUUUUAUUUUUCCAUAAUCAUCUAUAAGUAAAAUGAUUAUUAUUGCAUUUGUUUAAAAUGUUUUUUGUUCUUUGUCUUUGCUUAUUUUUAUUUUCCAUUUUGGGAAAGUUUGUUUUAAUGUUGAAGCCCUGUGUUGGGUCCAAGUUUUUAGUAUAAUCUGGCGGUAACUGUGUUGAUAGCGACUGAAACCGUUCUCCUGCUUUUUUGUAUUUUAUUUUGCAUUUAAGACUGUUGCCAUCUUGAAUUAAUCUCCACAAGCACCUGUCUGCACUGGUUAAAAAAACAGUUUGUGGUUACAUUGCAGUUUUUAGUAUAUCAUGGAAUUAAGAGAGAUAUGUUAAAGAAAGGGAAUUGUAAGUUAUUUCUUGUAAACGUAGCAGAAAAGCCCAUGUUUUUCAUUUGAAACCGUAGCAUCUCUUACUAUGAUGGGGCUUGUUUUAGUAAUCAGUCACUAAAACUAGAAGUCAACCAAACAAUAUAUUUGCAAUAAGAAAAUGAAUCUUUUGAAUAAUUAUUGAACAUAAGCCAAAAAGCUCUGAUAUACUUAAAGGUGUGAUGAGAAACUGCUUGAUCUUUCACUGAUUUUAAAUAUUCAGUAGUGAAUGUACGAUGAUAAUAGUGUUACAUUUUUGAUCCUCAGUAAUAUCCACAUCAAAAUAUAAGUUUUGAUUCA
Micropterus dolomieu (smallmouth bass) is the source of this 4462-nucleotide messenger RNA. Its product is annotated as E3 ubiquitin-protein ligase RNF19A-like. NCBI's taxonomy places the organism in Eukaryota, Metazoa, Chordata, Actinopteri, Centrarchiformes, Centrarchidae. Gene Ontology annotation, cellular component: ubiquitin ligase complex; cytoplasm. The transcript is spliced from 10 exons. Gene Ontology annotation, biological process: protein polyubiquitination; positive regulation of proteasomal ubiquitin-dependent protein catabolic process; ubiquitin-dependent protein catabolic process. The record is from RefSeq and is a predicted model, not a curated record. The coding region runs from base 389 to 2953 and encodes 854 amino acids. Gene Ontology annotation, molecular function: ubiquitin conjugating enzyme binding; ubiquitin protein ligase activity; zinc ion binding.